Messenger RNA from Penicillium brevicompactum, 735 nucleotides. Its product is annotated as alpha/beta hydrolase. The transcript is spliced from 2 exons. NCBI's taxonomy places the organism in Eukaryota, Fungi, Ascomycota, Eurotiomycetes, Eurotiales, Aspergillaceae. The record is from RefSeq and is a predicted model, not a curated record. The coding region runs from base 1 to 735 and encodes 244 amino acids.
AUGUCAAAACCGACUCUGAUUUUCGCCCCGGGCGCGUGGUACCCACAAACCAUCUUCGACCCAAUCAUCGAGAAGCUCCCCGACUACCGCAGCCACAGCGUUGCGUUCCCCUCUGUCCACGAGGCAAGCUCAGUCACCCACCUUCGACCAGACAUUGACGCUGUACGGUCUUUAGUACAGCGAGAAGCAGACGAGGGCAAUGAAAUCGUUGUGAUUGCGCAUAGCUGGGCCGGCUUACCCGUAAGCAGCGCACUGGAAGGUCUGAGCAAGACGGAACGCGAACAAGCCGGCCAAAAUGGCGGCGUGGUGAAACUGCUUUUCAUCGCUGCGUUUCUUCCUAAUAUUGGCGAGAGUCUGAUCGGCGCGUUUGGUGGGAUGCCUCCACCAUGGUACGAGCUUGAUGAGGAAGAAGGAACUGUGUUCUCCAGUGACCCCCUUGUGUUGUUCUUCCAUGAUGUUCCCAACGGCGCCGAAUGGGUUAAAUCGCUCAAGCCCCACGCUUGGGUGGCUCAAACUGCACCUGCUACUGGUGCGGCAUAUCUCACCAUCCCCACAGCCUAUCUUCUAUGCGAGCAGGAUCGCGCAACUCCCCUGCCAGUUCAACAGGUCUUGGUCGAACGUGCUCGACGGAAGGGGGCUGAAAUUGAGACCGAGAAGAUUGCCUCUGGAAACACGCCAUGGUUGGCUCUGCCUGAUCAGUUUGUCUCUUACAUCAAAAAGCAUAUUGCGGUCUAA